Molecule: messenger RNA, 3138 nt
Organism: Coregonus clupeaformis (lake whitefish)
Lineage: Eukaryota; Metazoa; Chordata; Actinopteri; Salmoniformes; Salmonidae
Product: protein ILRUN
Exons: 5
Coding region: 465-1313 (282 amino acids)
Biological process (GO): macroautophagy
Cellular component (GO): phagophore assembly site
Molecular function (GO): ubiquitin binding
Source: RefSeq, a predicted model, not a curated record
GUUUUCUCGCGUCGAACUGCGCGUGUGCAGACCGUCAACUCAAAGGCACUUCUUCGAUAUAGUGGUUUUUGACGAGGUUUGUGUAAUAACAUGUUCAACUACUUAAAACAUUGACUCGAAUCUACCUUGUGCCUUUAGAUUUCGAGAAAAUUAACAACUAAGGAAUACUUUUUCACUUCUUUCUAUUGACUUCUCCAACCCCAAACCCCGGCCUGGUCUACUUAGUCUGCUUCUCAAGCGUUCCCGAAAGUCUUGCGAGGUUGCGUCUCUGGGUCUAGAAACUCUGUGUCCAUACCUUGGUCCACACACCGUGACGCAAGGUGACGUUCGAUUGCACCGACGUCAAACGUUGCCCCUCGCCAUGCAUAUUAAGUUUAUUGUUGUUGGACUGGUUGUUAUGACUGGACAAGGCCUCGGAUUAAAUUAGGAGAGAACCCGCCGUCGCUGCCACGGUAGACCUGCCAAUGGAGGGCAUGGACCUGGACCCGGAGCUCAUGCAGAAAUUCAACUGCAUGGGCACCACUGACAAGGAUGUCCUCAUCUCAGAGUUCCAAAGACUGCUGGGGUUCCAACUCAACCCGGCAGGAUGCGCCUUCUUCCUUGACAUGACCAACUGGAAUCUACAGGCAGCCAUCGGUGCAUAUUAUGACGUUGAGAGUCCCAGCAUCAACACACCAUUCAUGUCCUUUUUGGAGGAUGUGACAAUUGGUGAGGGAGAGUCUGUUCCCCCCGACACACCGUUUACAAAGACCUGGAGGAUACAGAACACAGGUGCAGAGUCCUGGCCACCCGGGGUAUGUCUGAAGUACAUUGGAGGGGACCAGUUUGGCCACGUCAACAUGGUGAUGGUGCGCUGUCUAGACCCCCAGGAGAUCUCAGACGUCAGUGUGCAGAUGCACAGCCCCCUGGCACCCGGCAUGUACCAGGGUCAAUGGAGGAUGUGCACAGCCACAGGACUGUUUUACGGAGACGUGAUCUGGGUGAUCCUCAGCGUAGAGGUGGGGGGCCUUUUGGGCGUGACACAGCAGCUGUCCUCCUUCGAGACAGAGUUCAACACCCAGCCGCACCGCAACGUGGAGGGAGACUUCAACCCCUUUGCCUCGCCACAGAAGAGCAAACACAACGCCGGAGACCGCAACAACUUCAAAGACCCUGGAGGAGCCUGGGAGGGCAUGCAGGACGCCAUCCAGCAAGAUCAAAACGGACUGUCUCACAAUGCUGUAAAUAGAGCAUCGAAUGGGCUCCAAAACAAUCUAUCAGUAGUGACUUACAGUCAGGGUAUUCAUGGCCCCUAUCCGUUUGGCCAGAGUUAGAAAGAUGGAGAUCCAGGCCAGGUGUUGCUGAACAGACAUGGGUAUGUUGAUGCUGACCUGCAGGCAGGGGCACUGGAGAGAGGAGGGACACAUAUUUGAUACAGACUCCAGACAACCCUCUUCCUUGCCCCAAUCCACAAGCUGCAUUGAGAAGAAGGACGCUACUAUCCCAGUGAAUGGCCCCUUACCAACAUCAUCAGCACCUUCCCGAGAUCUGCAUGUGUAAAUGCUACAUAAAGAGUGCUAUAAAUCCUAAAAAAAGAUAUCAUACUACUACACAACAGUUUUUUUUAGUUUUCUUUCUUAUUUUGAGCUGACAACUCACCUCAGUGGACUGACUGCUGGAUGAGCAAAGGGAUGGAUGUGUGUGAGCUUGAGCAAAUGAAACGUGUGAGUGGAAAAAGCCAUCUAAAACUAUUUUGCCUGUUGAGCGAUUGUAGGUUUAAAUUCAAUGUCUGCGUAUACUGCAGUGUGUGCGUAUGUAUGUGUAUGGUUUCCUUUUGGAUUUUACUAAACAUGAAAUGGUGGAUACUACUUCGGUAAGGAAGUUGUGGUGACCUAUGUACACAUCUAAAUAGAUUAAACUAAAUAUAAUACUCAUUCUAAAACAAUUCCUCCACUGAUGUUUCAGAAUUUAGGAUACAGGCCUGUGAAUGAGUAGCGCCGUAAAUAAGGCUUUGCUGUACUGUUCUAACACAGAGAUGCAUCAUUCAGUGGCAAUUGCUUGUUCUUUAGAGCCAGCAGAUGGUGCUAUAAAUGAAACUACCAAACCAAAUUGGCUCUGACACUUCACACUUCACGACGGACAACGUCAUAGAAAAAUAGACUUAGCUCUACCCCAUCAUGGGGAGGGCUAUCUAAAUUCUGGGUUUGUUUCCGCAGUUGUUUCUGCAGUUUGCAUGAUGCCACUUCAGAUGUUUGCAAGUAGUGAUUCGAUAUGGUGUCUGGAGAUAGAGUUCAUAUUAAUUAAUUAAUUUAAUUAAUGAAUAUGCCAUUUAGCAGACGCUUUUAUCCAAAGCGACUUACAGUCAUGCGUGCAUACAUGUGUUUUUUUAUAUUAUCUCCUUGUUUUAUAGUUUUCUUCCAAACUUGUACACAACAUUGAGUCCCGUUUUGAUUUGUCAAAUUAAGCAACUUUGGUUCUACAUACAUUCAAAAGGACACAGUUUCAACCCUGAAAUUCCAUUGUACUCUGCAUAAAGUGGAGUGCUGUAUACGAGGUUUAGUUAUGUUAAUCAUUGUUUACAAAUAUCAACCAAAUGAAGUUAACAUCGUGUUCCGCAAUUUGUUUGCCCUUUGGAAUGUUGUCGUUUUCAACUCUCUUUCUGUCGCCGCCUUCAAGCAAUCGUGAUUUGUCUGCUUCCAAUGUUCCACCAGGUUGAGGGGGGGAAAAGAAAUGAGUGACAAUUGUUAUUCAUCGACUAAAGAUCUUUUAGAUGCCCGUACAAUAGUAUUUUAUGGUUCAUUCUGAUGGAAAGUAUGUUUUCUUGUGGGCAUGGUGUUUUGACACCAGCCUUUCACAUUUCUGUAUUUGUCAAGGUCAUACUGUUAGUCCUCCCAAACAGUUUAUUUUUAAUUUUUUUUGCUCGCUUUUUUAAUCAUCAGAAUCCUUGCUGUCUGCUUUGCAUUUGUGUGUUCGAUGGGGAGAGAGAGAGUUGAAUUAUUAGCAUUCUUUUAUUUUCUAUUUUUUUUAAGCAGUGUGGCAUGGUGAGUGGAUGAGUGGAGAGUUUGCAUAGUCUUAUGAUAGAACAUUUAUUAGAAGAUAAUGUAAAAUUAAAGCAUUUUUCCUGUAUGUAUAAAUUAAAGAUUUGUAUGAUUAAAUUAA